Molecule: messenger RNA, 1313 nt
Organism: Solanum stenotomum
Lineage: Eukaryota; Viridiplantae; Streptophyta; Magnoliopsida; Solanales; Solanaceae
Product: protein IQ-DOMAIN 22-like
Exons: 4
Coding region: 66-1148 (360 amino acids)
Molecular function (GO): protein binding
Source: RefSeq, a predicted model, not a curated record
UCUCUCUUCUCUUGACAAAAACAAAUGCUCUUUUUUCUAAUCUCAUAAUUUAUUAUAACAAUACUAUGGGCAAAGCAUCCAAAUGGUUCAAAGCACUUCUUGGCUUCAAGAAAAAUGACUCUUCUUCUUCUACUUCUUCCACUAAUAAGAAGAAGUGGAGUGAUGUUAAAUCCUACAAAGAUAAAGAUUUUCAACACCACCACCAACACCAUGACAAAUCACACUACGUGAAUAGUCGUGCUGGAGUGGACCCCACAAUAUGUGAAGUCCACUCCAGUUUGACGACUAGUAGUGUGAUUCGUACAACAACGUCCGUGACGCCGUGGAGUGGUGAGGAGUGGGCUGCCGUUGUUAUACAAUCACAUUUCCGAGCUUAUUUGUCAAGGAGAGCUUUACGCGCAUUGAAGGGACUUGUGAAGCUUCAAGCCCUAGUAAGAGGACACAUUGUAAGGAAACAAACCGCGGAUAUGCUAAGGCGUAUGCAAGCGUUGAUAAGGGCUCAAUCAAGAGCUCGUUUAGGACGAUCUAUGAUUUUUGAAUCACCUCCUUUUAGCGCGAAGUCUACUCAAUUUAUUCAUCAUGGUCCUACAACUCCUGAUAAAUUCGAGCAAAUUAUUCGUGCAAGGAGCAUGAAAAAUGAUCAAAUGUUUAUGCUCAAGAGGAAUUCUUCAAACCAUAUAGGCAAUGCCAAUGCCAAACAGAGGAAUUUAUUUCAUUCUUCAGAAUUUAGCUUAAAUUCAGAGCAAUUCUGUUUUAGCUAUGAUGAAACAUGUUACUCCUCUAUUGAUAAUAGCCCACAACUUCACUCAACAGCAUCAUCGAAAUGUACUCGUUCGAGGACAGGACCAUUUACGCCAACAAAGAGUAGUACACGAAGCUACACGAGUGAUGAAUACUCGAAUAAUCAUCCAAAUUACAUGUCUUACACCGAGGCAGCUAAGGCAAAAACGCGAUCUAUGAGUGCACCAAGACUAAGGUCUCAGUAUGAUAAGAGUAACUCAAGAAGUAACAUGCAAAAGGGUUCUAAUUGUUAUGCCAAUUUCACUAGCAAAGGUGUUUGUUCGGGUUCUAAUAGACUAGAUAAGAUUGGAGUGCCUGUUAGUGGCGAUCUGGAUGAAUUUGGACGCGGUUUUUGUCACAUAUAUUGAGAUGAUUCAAGUUCUAAGUUAUGUCCUGAACGCUUGAACCUGCAUUUUUCGUUUGUAUUAGAAAUAUAAUUACUAAACUUAUGUGAAUCAUUUUGUAUUUGGUUCCAAUUUAACUUUAAAAGAUGUAAUCUCUUAGUUAACUACAUCAUGUUCUAUUUACUUUUA